CGUCGGCCGGGGCUUCAAGUCAAUCAAGUGUAUAUAUACAAAAGCCGACCGGGCUCUCAGACCUUGUAGUAUCUGAAUUCUGAAUAUCGAUCGAUGGUGCCGUCCCAGCCUGAUGCAGCAGCCCGGCGGGGGCCGGCGGGGAAGGGGAAGAGAAGCGCGUGGCUGGCGGCGGACGGGAGCAAGCGGUGGGGGGAGGCCUUCUUCCUGCUCUACACGCCCUUCUGGCUCACGCUCUGCCUCGGCCUCGUCGUCCCCUUCAAGCUCUACGAGAGGUUCACGGAGUUGGAGUACUUGGUUAUUGGUUUGGUGUCUACCGUGCCUGCGUUCCUCAUUCCGCUCUUCAUCGUAGGCAAGGCGGACAGUAUUAGAAGUUUGAAAGAUCGUUACUCGGUCAAGGCUAAUGUUUGGAUUAUGAUUUUCAGUUAUGUUGGUAACUAUUUUUUGACACAUUACUUCUUCACGGUUCUUGGUGCGUCAUAUACUUUUCCAUCAUGGAGGAUGAAUAAUGGUGUCUUGGUCGAAAUGCAACAAAUCAGAAUACUUGGCACAAUCCGCAACUCGGCCAUGACACCAUACUUGGUACCACAUACAACAUUUCUCCUGACUCAUGCUUGCUUUCUGUUUUAUCACAUGACAUCAAAUAUGACACUUCGCAAAUUACGUCACUCUAUAGUUAAUUUGCCGGUGUCUCUUCAAUGGUUGUUUGAAGCCACAUGGAUUUUAGCACUCGCAUACUUCAUAGCAUACUUGGAGACCUUAGCCAUUUCAAAUUUUCCAUAUUAUGAAUUUGUCGAUCGGGAUAUAAUGUACACCGUAGGCUCGUUGUUUUAUGCCCUAUACUUCCUAGUCAGCUUCCCAAUGUUCUCAAGGAUUGAUGAGAAAACAGAGAAGUGGAGCCUGUCGAGGGUGGCCAUUGAUGCCCUGGGUGCAGCAAUGCUCGUCACGAUAAUACUUGACUUGUGGCGCAUAUUUCUGGGGCCAAUAGUGGCCAUCCCUGAGUCAAGACGGUGUGCCCAGCCAGGUCUCGCAUGGUUCCACGUGCAAAGAGAGGACAUCUAAUCCUCUAGGAACGCUGCAAAUUCUUUGUUUCCCACAUGACAGUGCUAGAUCUUCACAGACUGUACUCAUUAGUCACUAUAUACUUUACCACCAGAGCCCUAGAUGGAUGUUGUAGACCUGGUACAUAAUUGUGGAUGAUUUGUAAUCCUUGUUGUUGGCUUGGUUUGUUGUUUACGUGCAAUGGUUGCUUCAUUGUUAAGCCUUAUUCAUGGUCACGCCUUCUUCAUCUUUAUUCGGAAUCAAAUUUCGGAACACUUGUGGUUACUCCAUUGCACUUGAAUA
Messenger RNA from Hordeum vulgare subsp. vulgare (domesticated barley), 1341 nucleotides. Its product is annotated as cycloeucalenol cycloisomerase-like. Gene Ontology annotation, molecular function: cycloeucalenol cycloisomerase activity. The transcript is spliced from 8 exons. The coding region runs from base 94 to 1059 and encodes 321 amino acids. NCBI's taxonomy places the organism in Eukaryota, Viridiplantae, Streptophyta, Magnoliopsida, Poales, Poaceae. The record is from RefSeq and is a predicted model, not a curated record.